Asterias rubens (European starfish) is the source of this 6890-nucleotide messenger RNA. RefSeq names its product WD repeat-containing protein 17-like. The transcript is spliced from 25 exons. The record is from RefSeq and is a predicted model, not a curated record. Gene Ontology annotation, molecular function: protein binding. Bases 604 to 4464 code for a protein of 1286 amino acids. NCBI's taxonomy places the organism in Eukaryota, Metazoa, Echinodermata, Asteroidea, Forcipulatida, Asteriidae.
UUUAAAGAGCGCCAGUGUGUACCGCCUGAGCUAUUUUGCUGGCGAUCAUAGCAUUUUUCAGGGAUUCAGCAAACAGCAGUUAGAUCAGAUCUUACUGCAGAAAUUGAAGUACGUCACUUCAUGGAUGAGUGCAUUGGUAGCUUGUACUAUGAUGUCUACCUGUUUCUCCUCCAUUCUUCUGUAUUGUAUACAUGUAGCUAAACCACUUCGAACCAAACGCACAUCUUAGUCUCAACAUCAUGGGUGCAUAGACUUUGAAAUUAGCAAUCAGCACCCAACCUUACGGACACUGCAUGUUACCAAACAAUGAUUAGGAAUUGUUUGAUCAUAGUCUGAAGAACAAUUGUCAUAUUUUUGUUCAUCUUCAUAAUCAAAAUUGCUGAACAGCUAUGUGGUGGCGAGAGACUCAAUCAAAAGGUGAUAAUACAAAUGAUGGAUCAUCAUUGCUGCCUGUGUCAUCUGAGGAUUUCUUCAGAAUGUGUUUCUCUCCAGGAAUAAUAAUGGUUUCAAGUGCGCCCUGAGAACGUUUUAUCUUGAAUUUGGGCCCAAAACACAAAAAAGGAAACUUUGAACGCCUUGUCUGUACCUUUGAACUAAUUGACAAUGAAGCAAGUGGGAUUGUUAUCGGCAGGGUGCCAGCCCUGGAAUAGUGAUGUAGUGGCUGCAAGUGGAGAUAGAUAUGCAUAUUGUGCAACUCUUGCAAUUUAUGUUUAUCAGCUCGACCGAAAACUGAAUGAGUUUAAACUGUAUGCCAUCAUGUCAGAACACAAGAAAACAGUUACAUCUAUCAUGUGGCAUCCACGCAAACCUGAUGUAUUUGCCAGUGGGGGUUGUGACUACCGAUUGUUCCUAUGGGACGUUGCUCAACAGUGUGUUCUCUCAAUGAUUGAAUGCACCAAGUUCAUUCCUUUAUGUAUAGACUGGUGCCUGCUAGAGAAGGAUUCACUGACCUAUAUUAAAGGCAGGGGACCACUCAUGAUGUGGCAUUUUACGCAAGGGAAAGAGGUGUCGCCUCACAAAGAGGCCCAGGGAUUUUCUUCAGAUAUCCACAAGUUUCGUUGGCACCACAAGAAAGUUGAAAAGGUUGUGUUUGGUCAUGCAGACGGAAGUCUGUCAUUCUUCAACGCAGGUAAUAAGUCCUACAAGCAUGUCUUGAGACCGGACUCUACUGAUGGUUCAGAUGAGGAUGACCCUGUGAUUGAUCUUGAGUGGGAUCAUCUAUCAGAUGAUUAUCUUCUCAUUGCCAAUCUAAGAUGUGGUGUACGAAUGGUUGAUAGUGAGUCUCGCAUGUGCUUCAUGAAGUUUGAGAUGCCUAAUGCAAUUGCUGCAGUCAAGACAUUGGCCUGGGUACCAUCGGCACCUGGAAUGUUUGUUACUGGAGAUUCUAAUGGUGGAGUGCUCAGACUAUGGAGUGUCUCUAAAUCCACACCAAUCCAAAGCCUUAGCCUCAAGAAGAUGGGGUUCCAUUCUCUCAAAGUCUUCAGUACAUCUCUCAAUAUGACCCCAAACAGUUCGGAUGUUCCCCUCCACAGAGAUAUCUCCUCUACAAGCCAAGCAUCCCCGACACCGAGUGCUACCACCCUAAAUUCAUAUGCAUUACCACCAGGUCAUGCAGUUUGCACUUUCCUCGAUGGGGGAGUGGGACUGUACGAUUUCGGGAAGAGGAGAUGGGAUUUCCUAAGGGAGUUGGGUCAUGUUGAGACAAUAUUUGAUUGUAAGUUCAAACCAGAUGAUCCUGAUUUGAUUGCCACAGCUUCAUUUGAUGGCACCAUGAAGGUAUGGGACAUUAAUACACUCACUGCUGUCAAGACAUCACCGGGAAAUGAAGGCAUUCUCUAUUCACUGUCUUGGGCACCAGCUGACCUGAACUGCAUCGUAGCUGGAUCCUCUAAAAAUGGCGUCUUUAUUUGGGAUCUGUCCAAGGGCUGUAUCUUGAAGAGAUUUAUGGAGCAUGGAAAGAACAGUGUUUAUUCUGUGGCUUGGAAUCAGAAAGAUCCAAAGAGAAUAGCCUCAUGUGGAGGGGACUGCUAUUGUAUUGUACGAGAGGCAGAUGGGAAGUUGCUACAAAAAUACAAGCAUCCUGCUGCUGUGUUUGGUUGUGAUUGGAGCCCUAACAACAAAGACAUGAUUGCUACUGGCUGUGACGAUGGUAAAGUCAGAGUGUUCUAUGUUGCCACAGCAACAGAACAACCCUUGAAAGCUUUUCUGGGGCACACAGCCAAAGUAUUCAAUGUGAAGUGGUCCCCACUGCGGGAGGGUAUUCUGUGCAGUGGAUCAGAUGACAGAACAAUCAGAGUGUGGGACUACACUCAAGACAGCUGUGUUAUAGUAUUAGCUGGCCAUGGAGCACCAAUCCGAGGCCUACUGUGGAACCCAGAGAUACCAUACUUACUCAUAUCAGGCAGUUGGGAUUACACCAUUAGAGUCUGGGAUACAAGGGAUGGAGCCUGCAUUGACAAGGUCCAAGACCACGGAGCAGAUGUUUAUGGGUUGACAUCUCACCCUAACCGUCCCUUCAUUUUGGCUUCUUGCUCGCGAGAUUCAACUCUUAGGAUAUGGUCUCUGUGUCCCCUUGUGACUAAGAUGCAGCUGAGCAUCAUUGCAAAGAGACCUUGGGCUGAGAUUGUUGGUACUGUAGAGCAUUCCAUGGCAAUGAGCACAUCUACGGUCAUGGCUGGUCGUGUGUCACGUGAACUGAAACAGAAGUUGGAACAAUACAAAGGGGAUUUAGAUCAUAGUGUUGCCUUAAGAUGGUUUUCCCACCUCUUCUCACCACCUGGUGGAUCCAAGAUUCUGUGGGAGUUAGUAUCUGUACUGAAUGGUCAAGAUGAUAGUCUGCUAGCAGAAGACUACAGCAAGGGCAUCCUGCAUGCUAAACAUCUUGUCAAGUUCAAAGCCUCAGAAGCUCAAGAGUUAGAGAUGGUGAAAAUGGUAAGAAACACAUCGGGGACUGGUGCUAAGGUUAAAGAAGAGAAGCUUAGAGAGGCUGCUAGUAUUCACAUACGUCUUGGUCAAGUCCAGAGAUAUUGUGAGCUUAUGGUUGAAAUACAUGAGUGGGAAAAAGCAUUAUCUGUCGCUCCUGCUGUGUCUAUGGAAUACUGGAGAAAGCUCUCUGAAAGAUAUGCUGAUUAUCUCGCUUCUGAAAGUAGCAAUGAUUGUGUGCCUUAUUAUAUUGCCACUGGAAACAUCCAGCAACUCACCAAAUACUUCAACCGUCACAACCAACUCAAAGAUGCCAUGCUAGUUGCACAAGUCGCAUGUGAGAACGGUAUCUCAACUACUGAGCAUGCUCAGCACAGUAUACCAAGUGAAGAUCAAAAUGGCAUACAGGAACCUUCUGAAGACAACAUUAGACUCUUGAAUGAUAUCAGCUGUACUCUGGCAGAGAGAUAUUUCCAAGAUGGCUGCCCAAUCAUGGCAGCAUGUUGUCAUCUUGCAGUGGGAAAUACAAGGUGUGCCUUGUCUAAACUCAUUAGAGGUCAUGAGUUGGAGUUAGCCAUCAGUAUUGGAAGGGCAAUAGAGGGCACCAAACAUCCUGACCUGAUUGCCAUGGCAACAAACUUUCUUGCUCUGAGAUGUGCCAAAUUAGGCAAAUGGGACCUUGGGAUUGAUUUACUCUUUACAUUGCCGGACGGUGAAGACUCGAUGGUGAAGAUGUGUGCACAAUGUGUAUCGAGUAGCGCUGAAAUAGAUUAUCUCCAUCAGAAGGCUGCACUUCCUAACAGAGCUAAGUGUAAAGACAAAGCCCAGGAGUUGGAGAGCAAUGGAGACGUUGAAUGUGUGAAGUAUUAUCUCUUAUCAACGACCCCAGAGAGGGCACUGGAGCUGGGACUUACCAAGAUUACAGAUAAAAUGUGUGAAAGAAAUUGGACAUUGCAAGAAGUGUUGCCAAUGAUCAAGCUACUGACUAGUAUACGAAAUGAUGUCUUGAUGCAACAGAGUCUUACAAAGGAGAGGACUGAGCUAUUGAUAUUGAGUUUUUAUCUUGGUGGACUACUGGCUAUACGGAGAGGAUAUAACAGCAUUGUCAUACCACUCUUGCAACAAUCUAUGACUAUGUUGAUCCGGAAAGGACUAGAUGCAGAUAUUUCAGUUCCACUCAGUGAAGAGCAGCUUAAGUUAGAGCAGAAGGCAUGGCUGGCACACACGCAGUAUGAAGAAGGAAAGAAUUUGUCAGACAGCAAACCCAUCAAUGAAUCUCUUGGGUCUGUAUAUAACACUUUGAUACAGAGAGUUGGAUCAGAAGACACUAAGCUAGAAUGUGGUAUUGAUGUGGUUGCCGGGUCGCAGUUACCGAGCCACUCUGAUGUUCAUUUAUCUCUGCUAACUGGCUCCAGGAUUCAGGGUCCUGUAUUUUUCUUGGAGGAUGGAAAGUCAGUGAUUGCUUUGAGUGAUGCCCUGAUGUGGGCUAAAGUAAACCGAUUCUCACCACUAGCAACGGGUGCAACCAUUAAUCCGUACUAAAGAACAAAAGAACUAAACCCACUUAGGUAGGAGUUGAAACUUUGCAUGGUUGGAAUAUUAUUAGGUGAGGUUUGCCGUAACACCAUGUGUUAAUCGCUUUUGAGUAGACGUUGGUUCUGAACCAACACUACUCAAUAGAGAUUUCUACAGAGUGCUACCGCAAACCUCACCUAAUUCUACUUUAGUACUCAGUAAGAUUCAUAAGUCUGGAUGCAGAGGGACUUCUUGUCCAUGAGCGGUGCAGGGGUGCGCAUGUACAAUGUGCAAGUAAAAACUCAUCGCUGCUUACAUGGUCUGCAGCCACCACUCCCAUAAAUACCACACUCCCCUAAAUGCCUCACUCCCCUCAAUGCCUUAAUGUGAAGGGCACCUAACUAAACCCAUCUAACAAUCAUGUCAUGCAUUACAGUCUUCUUGGAGUGAUCAGGGUUUUUUAAAAGUCUAUUUAAUGGCUUUGAUGUCUCUUCAAAAUGGUUGAAUCUUUCACAAACCGAAAACAGUCUAGCCCAUUCAAAGACUUCACUCCUGUCCUGUAUGAUCUGUUUCUUGAAAUCACUUAUGACAUAAUAGUGUUUUUCUACUUGACCACUAUGUCAUUCAGUAAAGUGUACUUUAUACUCGGAUUUAAACUUCAAAUUUAAGAAGUUCGUUGAUGAACAAAUGGCAAUAAAUAUGUCAUAAUGGAUCAAAAUAAGUAUAAUUUGAACAAAUGUAGCUUGAUAUCAUUAUAUGUAUUCACAGAGAAAUGAAAAUACAACAAGAUGUAAUUAUUAAUCGGGUUAUAUUAAAUUUAAUUCAAGAAUAUUUUUUGAUAAAGAAUUAAGUGUUGUUGUUAUAAGUAUUGACUGUGAAGUAAUAACUAUAGUAUAGAUAUUUAUAUUCAAAUUUCUUUUACAAUCCGCCCACAAAAUCUGUCUGGUUUUAUUCAUAAAGUUAAUUGAAGUACGGGUAGAGUUAAGUACUUAAUUAGAUUUAUUACAUUGUGUAAUAAAAGCCUUAGAAAGAUGGAGGGCAUUAUGAAAUUAUAUUGUGCACAACUAUGCAGACCUAUUGCCAUCUUGUUGGUUGAGAUAAAAGAUGGCUUACUUGAACGAAGACGACAACAUAUGAUCUUUGCUGAAAAUAAUUUUAAAAGGUUUUCAACCAAUAAGGAAGUUGAAUUCAUAUUAGAUUAAACAGAUUUCACUUGUGCCAAAAACAAUUGAUUUGAAUACACUUCUCCGUCAUCACUCAUGUAACGUCAUAUGUGGUAGCACAUCCCACACACGACCUCAAAGUCUUGUCAUUUUGACACACGCAGUCAUCGGCAGAAGUGUACACAAACAAUUCAGAAGUGCACAGGUAUCAAAAUAACAUUGAAAUUAUAACAAAAUACAUAAUACGGUUAAAUAGAAUUCCUGUGAUAACAAUUCCGCUCAAGUAGCUGUUUUUAUGCAGGUUUUCUUUAUUUAAAAGGCGCCAAAAUUACUAUUUUCACACCUUUUUGGUUUUGUCUUAAGUUGUUAAUGGUUUUAAUUAUAAAUCAAAUUAUAUAUUUUCUGUGUUUUAGUUACUUUGUGCCAUGUUAGAUAUUUUUCUUCGUAGUAAAACUACUGCACUAAUGGAAAACAUACAUUUACAUGUAUUUGCUUCUUAUAUUUUAUGAUAAACACAAGGCAAAGCCUGCUGUAUCUGGUUUAAAUACCGUCCCAGUUUUUAACACCGCAGGCUAAGAUCAUUCUUGCUCUUAAAAAUCAUUUCAAAUUCUCAAAUUAUUUUUUCAUCUUAAGAUUAAUUGUGUAAUUGUAAACAACGAUCAAAUGAAAUAACCCCCAUUUAUCAAUAAGUGUAAAAUAUGUAAUUAGUUGUUUAUAUUCACUGUAUAUUUAAUUCAUUUUGUACCAGAAUUAACCAAAAAUGAUUUUGUAAACAGAACAAUAAUAGGCUCUGCUUCUUAAAAGCUGUUUGAAUUUUGAAAGCAUAGAAAAUAAUUAUGUAAUUGAAUGCAAUAAAUCAAGCCAUUGGAUUGUGUUAAGGUUUACCUUCCUGCACAAUCCUUAAUCUCACUAAAGGAAAAGGUCUGCAAGGUCAUCUGCUAGAACAGUUGACCAAAGCAAAAUUACAGGCCAGAAGCUUUUUGAGAGGGCAAUUGCAACAAUUUGUUUCGUCCCUGGUAAAGGGCACCAACGCAAUAAUCUGCACAACAGAGGCAAUUGCCUACCCGAAGAAUGACAAAUUAGAAAUCCAAUUGGUUUCCUUUUGAACAAGUUACGUGUAGUUGUAUUUUUGGAAUGACAAAUUUUUUUACCAAUUUGCUUUUACUCUUUUUCUUCAUUCAUGGGUAAAGCACAUCUUGCUCUUAUAAGGAUAUUAAAAGAUUGUGUCAAGAAAAAUAAUCAGCUCAAUUUCUCAAUUUCAAAUAUUUGGAUUUUAUGUUGUGGGGAUCU